Molecule: messenger RNA, 762 nt
Organism: Vigna radiata var. radiata (mung bean)
Lineage: Eukaryota; Viridiplantae; Streptophyta; Magnoliopsida; Fabales; Fabaceae
Product: protein PIN-LIKES 3-like
Exons: 6
Biological process (GO): endoplasmic reticulum to cytosol auxin transport
Cellular component (GO): membrane
Source: RefSeq, a predicted model, not a curated record
UUAGGAUCAGUUUACACCUGGUCUUAUGCAUAUCACCUUGUUCGAAUAUAUGCAUCAAAAUUUUGCAACGAAGCCAAAAUUGCAGAAAAUUCCAUGGAGAAUCCAAUGUCCAUAACAAAAACUGAUCCAGAAAAACCUUCAACAUGUUCAACAGGAUCACCUUUUGUUAGUGUUGUUGGUGAUAAAUCACAAUCUCAAGAUCAUUUCGAGAACUUUGAAAUUUACUGUACAAACUCUGAUCAUGAAAAAACAGAAGAGACACAAAAAGGGGAAAUGAUGAUGGAACAAGUGAAAACAUUGGUGAAGAAAAUGAAGCUGAAGAUUCUAUUCACACCCUCCACAAUUGGAACUAUUGUUGGUUUAAUAAUUGGUAUAGUUCCUCAAUUUCGAAGACUUCUAAUUGGAGAUAAAGCUCCUCUCCAUGUGGUUCAGGACUCAAUAAUGAUGGUGGGGUAUGCUUGCAUUCCAGUAAUGACUUUGUUGGUUGGAGCCAAUCUUAUCAAAGGUUUGAAUGGACUUGGAAAGCAAUUUGCAUUAGUUGUUGGAAUCAGUGUGAUGAGAUGUAUUGUCUUACCAGGAAUUGGUGUAGGCAUAAUUAAAGGAGCUAUUCGUUUAGGGUUCAUCCACCAUGAUCCAUUGUACCAAUUUCUUCUGCUUCUUCAGUUUGCAGUUCCUCCUGCAGUAGCACUCAGUACAAUCACUCAAUUAUUUGGAGCUGGUGAGAGUGAAUGCUCAGUUAUAAUGUUUGCAACUUAUUCUUGU